This is a messenger RNA of Polyodon spathula (Mississippi paddlefish), 1251 nucleotides long. It is a transcript of the gene mgst1.1, whose product is annotated as microsomal glutathione S-transferase 1.1. The record is from RefSeq and is a predicted model, not a curated record. The coding region runs from base 33 to 503 and encodes 156 amino acids. Gene Ontology annotation, cellular component: membrane; mitochondrion. Gene Ontology annotation, molecular function: glutathione transferase activity. Lineage: Eukaryota; Metazoa; Chordata; Actinopteri; Acipenseriformes; Polyodontidae. The transcript is spliced from 3 exons.
CUGUUCUCUUCUCUGCCCAGGAGAAGGUUAAGAUGGCGGAAGUCUCUCACAUGAUUGACAGCGAGGUCUUCUUGGCGUUUUCCACGUACGCCACGAUCGUGGUUCUGAAGAUGCUGCUGAUGGGACCCAUGACGGGGUACUACAGGAUGACAAGGAAGGCCUUUUCGAACCUGGAAGACACGGUUUUACAUGGAAAAAAUGAAGAAGACAAGAAGAAAUUCCUCCGGACUGAUCCGGAUGUGGAGCGUGUCAGAAGGUGCCACCAGAAUGACCUGGAGAACAUUGUUCCCUUCGUGCUGAUCGGUCUGCUGUACGCGCUGAGCGGCCCUGCCCUGUCCACGGCCCUGCUGCACUUCCGCGUGUUCGUGGGCUCCAGGUUCCUGCACACCGUGGCAUACCUGCUGCCCCUGCCCCAGCCCUUCAGGGGUGCAAGCUGGGUUGUGGGUGUGCUUAGCACCUUCUCCAUGGGAUACCAGCUCCUGAGCACCAGCCUGGUCCUCUAGAGAGAGAACCUGGCCCCAGCUCACACAGCAGGCUCUGGGUCAACUGUUCAGAAGAAGUGCUUCUCUCCUUUCUUUAAUAGGUGAUUUGAAAUGGUACCAGCUUCGUUUUAGGGUUAUGGUUAGUGUUUGUUUUUUUUUUGUUUUUUUAAAUCUAGCACAAGUUACUUUUUUCCCCUGAUACAAGUUUACCAUGGUAUUUUUGCACUUCCACCAUGCUUUUUCCAUGGUAAUACCAUGUAUUAACCAUCAUUUACCCUGGUUUACCAUGUUUAUUAAUAUGCUUUACUAUACCUCACUGUUCUUCACAUUGCUGUCUUAUCCUUUACCGCUUUCACUAUGCUUUUACACUUUGCUAUGCUUCUACUGUGGUAAACUUUGUAUAAGGGUCUAGCUAAUUCAAAAUGAAAGCAUUUCCAUUGCCAGUGCUGAUAGGUGAGAGAAUGCUGUUUGAAGCCUUGAUUGGCGUAGCUUUCAACAUUACUAUUUUGUCACUUCUAUGACACUGCAGUCCAUUGGGUCUAAACCCUUCUCUUUCAGUUCUAAAUCUCUGGCUGUAAUGAUGAAUGUGCCUGAGGCUACCUCACAGAGCAAAUCUCUCUAUUGAGAUUUGAAAGCAUGCAAGCACGUGGCGAGAUGUCUUUUUAUGAGGGGUUUUGUGUUGGUUUUUAUAUGCCAUUCUAACCUGAAAUCCCCCCUUUUAUCUUUUGUAAAACCAAAUGAAAUAAAAUGUCGUCUUACAUUUUCCCCA